This is a messenger RNA of Seriola dumerili (greater amberjack), 2167 nucleotides long. It is a transcript of the gene cchcr1, whose product is annotated as coiled-coil alpha-helical rod protein 1. The transcript has 14 exons. The record is from RefSeq and is a predicted model, not a curated record. Bases 21 to 1700 code for a protein of 559 amino acids. Gene Ontology annotation, cellular component: centriole. Lineage: Eukaryota; Metazoa; Chordata; Actinopteri; Carangiformes; Carangidae. Gene Ontology annotation, biological process: cell differentiation; protein export from nucleus.
UACAGGACAGACUUCAAUCAAUGACCUCAGAAGUGCUGCAGCUAAAAGGCACUCUGAUGGAGGUAUCUACCGAGAGAGAUGGCCUGAAAGAACAUUUAAGCCAAAUGGGACAAGCUUUUGAGACACAAUCUGCAACACUGCACAGCCUCAGAAAUUACAUCGGCCAGCUUGCCCCAGAGAAAAGAGAGAAGGAACAAUUAAAUGAAGCUGUUGAGAGGCUGAACAAAGAAAAUGCAGCUCUUCAGAAGACCACAGAGCUUUUGACAAUCAGACUUAACUCUGUGAAUGAGAUACUUGCCCUCCAGGAAGAGAAAAUGGUAAAGGAGACCUCGGCACACCCACUUGUGAGGAAUGGAUCUGAAGGCCUUCAAUUGAUUCAGCUCUGGAGAGAAAAAGUUUUCAAGUUAUGCAUUCAUCUUCGCUCAAAGGACAUUGAAUUAAGAGGAGAAAAGGAUGAACUCCUUUCAAAAUUCAGAUUCAUGGAGCAGCAGCUCCAGCAGGAGCAGCACCGGGCUAGUGUCCUCCAGCACAGUCUAGAUAACAGGAUAGCUGAGCUGGACCUGGAGAGAGUGGAAAAGGAGACAUUGAAACAGGACUUGGCCCAGGCUCACAAGGAAAAUUCUCAGCUAAAGUCACAGAGGCAGAAAUCAGAAGCGGAUCUUAAAAUCCUGACAGAGGCAGUGCGCAGGUUCAGUCUGGCAUUUGAAAACAAGGUGGCAGAGGUGGACACAGCUCAAUCAAGGUUCAACACUUUUACCCAGCGGCUAACUUUUGCUAAAAGACGAGUGGAGACAAUCCAAGGUUUGAUCAUGAGGAAAGUGGCUCUGCAGAAGGUUCAGCAGACCAGUAAACAGACAGAACAAGCUACUCUCAGCAUCACAAACCUCCAGACAGAGCUUAGUUUGGUGUGUGAAGAGAGAGACAAGCUCACACAGGAGCUCAAAAGAACCCCGGAGCUCAUCGAGAAAGCUUUGGCUGAUCUGAAAGAACAAUAUGAAAGCAAACAGAGGCAGCAACAGCAGGAGCUGGAGCAUAGCUGGGUGGAGGUCCGACAGGCUGUUGCUGGCCGAGAGAAGGCCGAGCAGACCCUGCAGCAGAUCCAGGCCCAGCUAGAGGAGACCAAGGUCAACCUGGAAAAACUCCGCUCUGAGCUGCUCAUCCAGCAGGAACACAGCAAGCAGGCCCGGCAGGAGAGGGUGUCUGAGAUUGAGGACCGCUGUGCUGAGAAGCUGAGAGAGAUGGAGGUUCAAGUCAAUAUGGCCAGGAGAGAGCACACCAAAGCAGUUAUGACUUUGUGGCAGUUUGAGAAAGAAGCAGCAAGGAAACAUGAGAUGAGAGAAACUCAAUAUUUGGGGAGUGCACACACAAAGAGGGAAGUUGAGAAUAAGCAAUUGAAGGAGACAGAAGAGGACGAAAACCUGCUGCUGGCCACUCUUGCUGAACGAGGGCUGAUGAGUGGGUAUCCAAGAGUUUACACAAGAGCUCCACAAAACUCUGCUGCUCCCAGGGAACAACAACAAAAACCUUUAGAGAGGAGUCGCUCUGUAGGGGCAAAAGUACCUGCAGACGAGAGACUCCUGUCUGUUUUGGAAGAGCUCCACACUCUCAGUGCUGCAGUGGUAAACAGUUCUGAGGACUCAGCGGAGGAGGAGGGACAGACUAACAGCGUGAGACCGUCCACAGGCAGUCUGCACAGCUGAUACCUGAAGAUGAAUCACUGGAGGCAGUGAAAACCCCUUUAAUUUGUACAAAAGGUUGGCAGUGUUGAUGAUUUAGGAGCCAUGAAAACAAAGUCAGUGGAAACAGUUUGAGCCAAACAUCAGAAAAACAUGCAUGUCACAUUGCUAGUGGGCGUAUCAGAAGAAUAAUAGUGAUCUAGUGCAGACACAGUAUACAUAAAUUUAACACAAAUGUAAAUUCAGGUUCAUAAAAUACUUUCAAUACCUCUUCUGCAUCUGUCUGCAGGAUGACAUUUAAUUACAGACAAUACUGUAAAUACAUUAAUGGACAAAGUAUUUAACUCAGUCAACAUAUUAUAUGUGUUUGAGAAAUCUCCACAAGCUCUCCUUAACCAAAGUGAAAUGAACUAUUUAGAUAUUUAUGUUCGUAAUAUGGUUUUUCAUUCUCUUGCUUGGACUAAAUCACCUCACUUAUUAGACCACGUUCA